This is a messenger RNA of Cynara cardunculus var. scolymus (artichoke), 573 nucleotides long. RefSeq lists its product as uncharacterized. Bases 1 to 573 code for a protein of 190 amino acids. Lineage: Eukaryota; Viridiplantae; Streptophyta; Magnoliopsida; Asterales; Asteraceae. The record is from RefSeq and is a predicted model, not a curated record. The transcript is spliced from 2 exons.
AUGGCGGAUAGACGUAAUUGGAGUAUCCAAGAAGAGGAUGUACUAAUUAUUGUUCUACAAGAGAUUGUAGCCGCCGGUGGUAGGAGUGAUAAUGGGUGUUUUCGGACCGGCACAUAUGAGCAAAUCGUUUUAAAGAUGCGUGAAAAGAUCUCGGGCCUCAAUAUAGUAUCAAAACAUAUCCAAAACAAAAUGAAGCGGCUCAAAGAUAAAUAUUCAGCAGCUUAUGACAUGUUGAAUACAAGUGGUUUCGGUUGGAAUGAUGCGCAUCAAUGCGUAACGGUGGAUGCUCAAGUGUUAGAGGAAUACUUAAAGAAACAUCCAAGCAAAAAUUAUAUUGCCAACAAACCGUUUCCCCAAUAUGAGCGACUGAAGACAAUAUUUGGAAAAGAUCGAGCUACAGGAUCGAUGGCGGAAUCUGCCGCAUAUACAUUGGAGCACAGCAAUCUAGAGAGUGAAGUCGGUGCUGAUACCGAAGAAUUGAAUAUGCCUUCGACUACUCCUUCUAAUGGCGCUUCUGCAUCCUCCAUUCCACAAGACGUAGAAGCAUCAUCCAAAAAAAGAAAGAGAAAGUAG